Molecule: messenger RNA, 2358 nt
Organism: Phalaenopsis equestris
Lineage: Eukaryota; Viridiplantae; Streptophyta; Magnoliopsida; Asparagales; Orchidaceae
Exons: 3
Coding region: 1-2358 (785 amino acids)
Molecular function (GO): nucleic acid binding; RNA-DNA hybrid ribonuclease activity
Source: RefSeq, a predicted model, not a curated record
AUGGUGAAAAAAGCUAAUGGUUCAUGGAGAAUGUGUGUCGACUAUACAGACCUUAACAAAGCUUGCCCGAAGGAUAGUUUUCCUCUCCCGCGCAUAGAUCAACUUGUUGAUGCCACGUCUGGACAUCAGAUGCUAAGCUUUAUGGAUGCAUACUCAGGAUACAAUCAAAUAAGGAUGAACCCAAUGGACGAGGAGGCCACCUCUUUUCAAACAGAUAAGGGCUUAUACUGUUAUCAGGUGAUGUCAUUCGGGUUAAAAAAUGCUGGUGCAACUUAUCAACGACUCAUGAAUAAGGUCUUCAAAAACCUUCUCGGGCGUACAAUGGAGGUUUAUGUUGAUGACAUGUUAGUAAAAAGUUUGGAAGCAUCCCAACACAUUUCUCAUCUAGAGGAAUGUUUCCAACUCCUUCGUCAGUAUAAUUUACGACUUAACCCGACUAAAUGUGCUUUUGGGGUCACAUCAGGGAAGUUUCUGGGAUUUAUGGUUACCCAUCGUGGGAUUGAAGCAAACCCAGAAAAAAUCAAGGCGUUGAAAGAAAUGGUGCCUCCAAGGAAUAUCAAGGAGGUGCAACGACUGAAUGCUCGUAUAGCCGCCCUAUCCCGAUUCUUAGCUCGUUCUGGAGAUAAGUAUCUACCUUUCUUCAAAAUAUUAAGAGGAGCACGGAACACUGGUUUUCAAUGGACAGAUGACUGUCAGAUCGCUUUCGAACAACUUAAGACAUAUCUGGCUUCACCGCCCCUUCUCUCAAAACCCAUCCAAGGGGAAAUGUUAUUUAUUUAUUUGGCUAUUUCACUUAAUGCAAUAAGCUCUGUCCUAGUCAGAAUAGAAAACACAAUCAAGAAACCAGUAUAUUACGUCAGUAAAGUUCUCUCUGAUACAGAAAGUUGCUAUCUAAUGGCGGACAAGACUGCACUAGCCCUGGUAUUCUUAGCAAGGAGGCUCCGUCCUUACUUUCAGGCUCACACUAUUGGCGUUUACACGCGACUCCCUUUGAAGGCAAUCCUACAAAAACCAGAAGCAUCAAGAAGAUUAGUUAAAUGGUCAGUAGAAUUGGGAGAAUUUGACAUCCACUAUUUACCGCGACCAAACAUCAAAUCACAGGUGUUAGCCGACUUUGUGGUAGAAUGUGCAGUGCCUACCACUGAUGAACCACCCUCUUCUCUUCUACAAUCACCUCAGUGGACACUAUAUGUAGACGGAGCAUCUGGAAACUCAGGAGCUGCGCUUGUCGCCGGAUUAACGCUUGUCAUCAACUGUGAAGUACGAAAUAUGAUUAUCUACACCGAUUCUCAACUCGUUGCAUCCCAAGUGGAAGGAGAAUUUGACGCUCAUAACUCACAACUGGUGCAAUAUCUCAGUCUUGUAAGAACACUUCUCGCCCAAAUUGACACAUGUCAACUCGUUCAUAUACUUCGGGAGCAUAACACCCGAGUUGAUGCCCUCUCCAAGCUUGCAACUUCAACAACUGGAGAUCUCUAUAAAAGAAGGUAUAUUGAAGAGAUACAUUUUCCUAGCAUUCAUGGCCCAUGGGAGAUACUGACUAUAGAUGACCCAAGGGAGUCAUCUUGGAUGGAUCCCAUCAUCUCUUUCCUCCAAGACGGAACACUGCCAGAUGAUGCUACGACAUCAAUUCGCAUUCGACGCAUGGCGGACAACUUCAUCCUUAUAGGGGAUGAACUCUACAAGAAGGCAUUUGUAGGUCUAUAUCUCAAGUGUCUUCCUCCAUCUGAAGCUGAUUAUGCUCUACGAGAAGUUCGUUCCGGAAUAUGCGGGGAGCAUCUUGGUGGCAGAGCACUUGAUCUUAAGAUAAUGAGGCAAGGCUUCUACUGGCACACGAUCAAGCAAGAUGCAUUAGAGUUUGCUGGGGGGCAAUGGGUAGAAGAGCUGCACAACGUCCUUUGGGCCUAUCGCACAACUUCGCGUACUCCAACUGGAGAAACUCCAUAUAACCUGUGUUUCGGCACCGAGGCUGUCAUUCCCGUUGAUAUCGGAAUUCCAAACCCCCGAGUCAAGACUUUCGACUCGAAAAGCAAUGAAGAAAAGCUCCGACAACAGUUGGAUCUUCUCCCGGAAAUACGCGAUGUGUCCCACCUCAGAGCUGCUUCCUACCGCCAAAGAGUUGCUCGCUACUUCAACCGAAGAGUCAAACCUCGACCGAUCUCCGUCGGUGACCUGGUCUUGCGUAGCAUUGAAGCCGCCGGUCAUGGUCCCCAACGCAAUAAACUAUCUCCUCUCUGGGAAGGCCCAUAUAUCGUGGCUACCAUGAUCAAGCCUGGAACCUUCAAACUCAAGGAUUCAGAUGGGAAAAUUCUGCCCCGGACUUGGAAUGCAGAAAAUCUUCGCAAGUAUUAUCAGUAA